UGCAGCUGCUAUUUUCCUUAUUUAUUCAAUUUUCAACAAUAGAAAUUAGAUCAGUCUUUUCUCACGUAAAGUUAAUGAUUAGUCGACUAAAAUGAGUGGAAAAAAAUUUGGGGUGCCCGAGCUCGUUAGUGAGUUAUAGCCAUCUUUCAACUGACAGAACUCAAUAUCAAAGCAAAUCCGCCAUGCUUUCAAUGUGCGUGUGCACAAACUCUUCUGUCUCUUCCACGCCCUGUCCACAGGUAUCCGUCUUCUUGUGACAACUCUAAAGUUUGUUCCUGUUCUUGCUUGGCUAGCAACUUUAAACACUUUUCCGCAUUCUCCCCUCUUGUCAGCAGUAAACAGUUUAUGGAUGUUUACCUCAAAAUGGCAAAGAUGAUAGCCUUUGGCGAUGCACCUUAUAUUCAGUAAAGCCUCUUCCUGGACUUCUUGCGUAGACAUAUAUAAUGACACAGAAAGGCAAUGACAGGCAAGUGAGUAAUUUGAGUACAUGUGCAAUGGGAUAUAUUCUUUGCGUUGAGAAGACUGGGUUGGAAUUAUUUUAACAAUUUUGUCCCUUGGGCUUCCUAAAAAUGGCGGAUGAUCGGACAGGUUCGAGGUUGCAGCUGUGCCAAUUGAUAGCAAUCGAUGAACGGUUUUUGUUUGGUUAUCGAUUGAUCAUCGAUUGACCGAUACCAAUUGAUACCAAUUUACUAAUUUUAUCGAUUAGUUUUUCGAUCAUCGAUUUCCAUCUAUUGCAUACCUCUGGAUCUCUUCUUCAGACAAAUGAUGUCUGCCAAUCGUGUCUUAAUACCUUCCAGCCUGUGCCUGGCCUAUAAAGUCACUGAAGCAGAGUAAAAAGCCAAAUUCGAACAUGCCAGGCACAAGAUGAUAAAUUAUUAAUAAUAGAAUUUCUGCUGAAAAACAGUAGAUCUUUCUUUAAAAAUGUCAAGCAAUUUCAAUUAUUGUUUUCACUUUGUAGUUUAAGAAAUUUCACCCAUCGGCAUACUAUAAAAUUUCAAUGUUUUUACAGGGAGAAAAUUUAAUUAUUGUAGUCUGACUCUGGAGUCAACUCUCAUAGACUUGAGUCCACACACAGUUGCAGCCCUCUGAGAGUACCAGAUAUUUGUUCAGAAAUUCCAAGGGAUUGUUAAGAACAUUUUGGUUUUGUGUUGGAUCUUGACUUACUGAUACAGUUGUUCAGAAAUACUUCGGGCGUUCUCGAAAGCGAAGAUUCCAUAUUAUCCUAAUUCUUCGGCGACUUACUCUACAAGGAGAAUUAUGCUUUCUGGCAACGUGGAACUAAAUCCUGGCAUGACUAAUGGUAACAGCAAUGAUACAUGUACAAGGACAAAAACAAAGCGAAAACAACGAAGCGUUAACAUUGCACACCUGAAUGUUCACUCACUGAAGAAUAAAGAACACUUCAUCCUAGUGAAGGACUUGGCGAAGAAACACAAAUUAGAUAUCUUCACCAUUUCAGAGUCCUGGUUAAACAACUCAGUCUCCGAUUUACAAGUUGAAUUCCCUGGUUUUUCCUUGUUCAGAUUAGACCGAACCUGUAAGAUCGGACGAGGUGUCUCUGUAUUUGUAAACAACAGCUUAAAAUGAGUAAGACUUGCCGACUUAUCAUACAUAUCGAGCACUGGACUACACCAGCUAUGGUUGAAGGUACAAGUCAAGAACUUCAAGUCAUUUAUUGUCUGUACAGCUUAUCGUACUGAUGAUGUACCCGUCACCUGCUUUGAGACCGAUUUCAGCUUCACGCUUACAUCAGCCAUGUCAUUCAAUGUUCCAAUUUUUAUAUUGGGCGGCCUCGAUUGCAAUUUGCUCCGACACAACAAGCCUGAAACGAAGGCACUGCUGGACUUUUGCAAUUGCUUUAACCUCACACAGGUAAUCAACCAACCAACAAGAAUAACUGAGCUCUCCACGAGUUUAUUGGAUGUGAUACUAACUAACAGCAAAGAUCUCACUCAUCACGGAAACGAAAGUCAUGCCUCACUCAAUAAGUGACCACGAUCUCAUCAUUGCGACACUACACCUGAAGAAACCUUGUCCCAAGCCUACUUACAUUACCAUGAGGAGUUUCAAGAACUAUAACAAGGAAGUGUUUCUUGAGGAUAUUUCAAAUGUCCCCUGGUCAGUCAUCGACAUUUUUGAUGAUGCUGAAGACAAGUUGAACGCAUUUAAUGCUCUGUUCAACCAAGUCCUCGACCAACACGCGCCUGUUAAAACUGUUAAAGUGAGAACCUGCCCCUGUCCAUUUAUUAAUGAUAACAUUUGCGCGUUAAUGAAAACCAGAGAUCAUUGGCAUAAACUAGCAAGGCGAACAAACGAUCCUGCCAUUUGGUCGGGCUAUAGGAAUUUUAGACGCAAAGUAAAAUGGGAAUUGCGACUUGCCCAAAAAACUUUUGUAAAAGAUCAGAUUAGGCAAAAUGCAAAUGACACUAACACUAUGUGGAAGACUAUCCGAUCAUGUAUACCAAAGAAAUCAGCAAGCAUAAAAUGCUUUUGUAAAGAUGACAAGACUAUAGCAAACAAAUUCAAUCAAUUCUUCACCUCAGUUGGGAAAACAACACUCGAGAAAAUGAAAUCACUUGCCGAUGAAUGCGGGUGCACUCCUUCACAUGCAUCGUUUGUUCCGAUACAGUACCCUCUCUCGGAACAAUUUACAUUUGGCGAUGUCGCGUAUUGUGAAGUUGAAAGAGUUGUGAAGUCACUAGCUAACAACAAAGCACCUGGCACUGACAAAAUACCAUCCUGUGUCAUAAAGGAAUCUGCCCCUGUUAUCAUUCCAUCAAUAACCUCUAUUAUAAACAGUUCAUUCAAUUGUGUUUUCCCUAGUGUCUGGAAAACGGCUGAGGUAUGUCCAAUUCCAAAAGACGGUGAUCACGAAGUAGUGAGUAAUAAUAGACCAAUUUCACUUUUGCCUAUUAUUUCAUAGGUGUGUGAAAAAAUUGCACUUGAUCAGCUCACAUAUUUGACUGAAAAACAAAGACUUGCAUCUAAUCAAAGCGGAAACAAGAAGUGGCAUUCAACCGAAACUUCAUUAAUAUCCUCUACAGACGCAAUCUUACGAGCGAUUGACCAAACUAAAGCUACAGCAGUAGUGUACCUAGACAUGAGCAACGCCUUCGACAGUGUCAAGCACGAAAUUUUAAUAAUGAAACUAAAGAACAUUGGCCUCUCCUCAUCUGCGUUAACAUGGUUUUGUAGCUAUCUGUCCCAAAGAUCUCAGGUAGUUCGCAUAAACUCAACGUUAUCAGAUGCCCUACCCAUUACUUGUGGCGUCCCUCAAGGCAGCGUACACGGGGCUCUGCUGUUUAGUUUUAUGUAAAUGACCUUCCAGCAAUCAGCGAAAGUUGUUCAACCAAAUGCUAUGCGGAUGACACCAAACUUCUUUUGUCUUGCAAAGUUGGUGAUGCUGACGAAGCAAAAGACACUAUCCAAAAGGAUUUACAUCUAAUUCGUAACUGGUGGUUUGAUAAUUGUCUUCUGCUCAACCCUGAAAAGACAAAGCUCAUGAUCUUUGGUAGCCGCCCGUUGAUCUGUAGGCUAUCUGAUUUUAAGGUUUCGCUGCUCGGAGAGGAACUCUUGCCGUCAGAGUCCAUUAAAGAUCUUGGUGUAACAUUCGACCCACUCUAGCGACAGUUUCAUCCUGUAUGAGUGAAUUAGCCCAGAUUAAUCGAGCAAAGCACGCAUUUAACUCCGGCCUAUUAGUGACUAUCAUCAACGCGCUUGUUUUCAGUAAGUUGUACUAUUGCUCUACUGUAUGGUCCAGUACCACUGCUUGUAAUGUGCAAAAACUUCAACUUGUUCAGAACUUCGCUGCUCGGAUAAUUAGUGGUACAUAUAAAUUUGAGCAUAUAACUCCAUCACUCAAGAAUUCGAGGUGGCUUCCCGUAAAAAAGCAGCUUUACCUCCGAGACGCUGUUUUCACUUUUAAGUGCAUGACGGGCUGUGCCCCGACUUAUCUGACAUCACAAUUUGUCAAAAGGCAAC
Orbicella faveolata is the source of this 3981-nucleotide messenger RNA. RefSeq lists its product as uncharacterized. Lineage: Eukaryota; Metazoa; Cnidaria; Anthozoa; Scleractinia; Merulinidae. The record is from RefSeq and is a predicted model, not a curated record.